Messenger RNA from Neltuma alba, 1901 nucleotides. Its product is annotated as signal recognition particle 54 kDa protein 2. NCBI's taxonomy places the organism in Eukaryota, Viridiplantae, Streptophyta, Magnoliopsida, Fabales, Fabaceae. The transcript is spliced from 9 exons. Gene Ontology annotation, cellular component: signal recognition particle, endoplasmic reticulum targeting; cytosol. Gene Ontology annotation, biological process: SRP-dependent cotranslational protein targeting to membrane, translocation; SRP-dependent cotranslational protein targeting to membrane. Gene Ontology annotation, molecular function: 7S RNA binding; ATP hydrolysis activity; endoplasmic reticulum signal sequence receptor activity. The record is from RefSeq and is a predicted model, not a curated record. Bases 1 to 1488 code for a protein of 495 amino acids.
AUGGUUUUAGCUCAGUUAGGGGGGAGCAUAUCCCGUGCUCUCCAACAGAUGAGCAAUGCCACCAUAAUCGAUGAGAAGGUUCUCAAUGAGUGUCUUAACGAGAUCACCCGUGCUCUUCUUCAAUCUGAUGUUCAAUUUAAACUCGUGCGAGAUAUGCAGACUAACAUCAAGAAGAUUGUCAACCUCGACGAUCUCGCUGCUGGCCACAACAAACGCAGGAUCAUUCAACAAGCUGUUUUUAACGAACUCUGCAAAAUGCUGGAUCCUGGGAAACCCACUUUCACUCCCAAAAAAGGAAAAACAAGUGUCGUCAUGUUUGUUGGCUUACAAGGAUCGGGAAAAACCACAACUUGUACGAAAUAUGCAUAUUAUCAUCAGAAAAAAGGAUGGAAGCCUGCUCUAGUAUGUGCUGAUACAUUCAGGGCAGGUGCUUUUGAUCAACUGAAACAAAAUGCCACUAAAGCUAAGAUCCCUUUCUAUGGAAGUUACAUGGAGUCAGAUCCUGUAAAAAUUGCUGUUGAAGGUGUGGAGAGAUUCAAGAAAGAAAACUGUGAUCUCAUAAUUGUUGAUACCAGUGGACGGCACAAACAAGAAGCUGCCCUUUUUGAAGAAAUGCGCCAAGUUUCGGAAGCAACGAAACCAGAUCUUGUUUUAUUUGUUAUGGAUAGCAGUAUUGGUCAGGCUGCAUUUGAUCAGGCUCAAGCAUUCAAACAAAGUGUUGAAGUUGGAGCUGUAAUUGUUACUAAAAUGGAUGGCCAUGCAAAGGGUGGUGGCGCUCUUAGUGCUGUUGCCGCAACAAAGAGUCCAGUCAUAUUCAUUGGAACUGGAGAACAUAUGGAUGAAUUUGAAGUUUUUGAUGUUAAACCUUUUGUCAGUCGUCUGUUAGGCAUGGGUGACUGGUCUGGAUUUAUGGACAAGAUUCAUGAAGUUGUUCCUAUGGACCAACAGCCUGAACUGCUUCAGAAGCUGUCAGAAGGGAACUUUACCUUGAGGAUUAUGUAUGAGCAGUUUCAGAACAUACUUAAAAUGGGUCCGAUCAGCCAGGUUUUCUCCAUGCUUCCAGGAUUUAGUGCUGAAUUGAUGCCAAAAGGACGGGAGAAGGAAAGCCAAGCCAAAAUUAAGCGGUACAUGACAAUGAUGGAUUCAAUGACAGACGAAGAGUUGGAUAGUUCGAACCCAAAGCUGAUGAACGAGUCACGUAUGAUGCGAAUAGCUCGAGGAUCUGGUCGCCAUGUUAGAGAAGUAAUGGAGAUGAUGGAGGAGUACAAACGUCUUGCAAAGAUUUGGAGUAAAAUGAAAGGGCUUAAAAUACCCAAGAAGGGAGAUAUGAGUGCUCUAUCCCGAAAUAUGAAUGCCCAGCACAUGAGCAAAGUCCUUCCUCCACAGAUGCUAAAACAAAUAGGGGGCAUGGGUGGGUUACAGAAUUUGAUGAAGCAGAUGGGUUCUUCUAAAGACAUGAUGGGUAUGUUUGGUGGUAUGGAUAAGUAGAUUUAAGGUGAUUAUGAGGCAUGACUCUGGCUGCAGCUAUACAUUACGAUGCCUAAGGGCAAGGCACAUCAUUGGGCUAGUUGAUGCAGCUACAUUUUGACCAAAACAAGCGCAGUUACGUUGGCCUUGAACUUAUUGGAUAUAUUGUCUAUCAUUCUGCAGAGAGGUAUCUUGAAUGGACAGAGGAGUUUCUUGCAACUUUACCUCGGCAGCUCUUCCCCCUGUAAAAUUAAAAUUGUUUUUCCUUUUUUGUAUACUUGAGAUGUGAUCCAAAUAUCCUGGUCAAAGCAAAUAUUGUUGUAGCCAUAAUUUUCCUGAGACAAUUGAACGGGAAGAAGAAAAAUGCUAAAUUGCUUCUUUCAAUGGUGAGAUUGCUGGGCAACUAGUCGAAUAGACAUUAAAUUUGGGUGGAA